Molecule: messenger RNA, 1668 nt
Organism: Brassica oleracea var. oleracea
Lineage: Eukaryota; Viridiplantae; Streptophyta; Magnoliopsida; Brassicales; Brassicaceae
Product: F-box/LRR-repeat protein 2
Exons: 2
Coding region: 117-1334 (405 amino acids)
Biological process (GO): SCF-dependent proteasomal ubiquitin-dependent protein catabolic process
Cellular component (GO): SCF ubiquitin ligase complex
Molecular function (GO): protein binding
Source: RefSeq, a predicted model, not a curated record
CCACACGAUCCGUAACAGCAAGAGAGAAGAGGAAGACAUCAGCUGAGAGAGAGAGGUUUAGGUUAAGAUUAGGCCUAAUCCUAACUCGGAUUCGUUUUGAUCUUGUCUCUCUGGACAUGGCCUCGGUCUGCGUUAACGAUGCUUUAACCGACGACGAGCUGAGGUGGAUACUGUCGAGGCUAGACACGGAAAAGGACAAGGAAGUGUUCGGUCUCGUCUGCAAGCGGUGGCUGUAUCUGCAGAGCACCGACCGGAAGAAGCUGGCGGCGCGUGCUGGUCCGCACAUGCUCGGGCGCCUCGCAUCCAGGUUCACUCGGAUCGUGGAGCUGGACUUGUCUCAGUCAGUCUCGAGGUCGUUUUAUCCAGGCGUCACUGACUCUGAUCUCGCUGUCAUCGCCGAGGGAUUCAAGUGCCUCAGAGUCUUGAAUCUGCAUACCUGUAAAGGUAUUACAGAUACUGGUUUAGCCUCAAUUGGUCGGUGUCUCUCUCUCCUGCAGUUUCUUGAUGUAUCAUACUGCAGAAAGCUCUCAGACAAAGGACUCUCAGCCGUUGCAGAAGGCUGCCAUGAUCUGAGAGCAUUGCAUCUAGCUGGAUGUCGCUUCAUCACUGACGAAACACUAAAAUCACUCUCCGAGAGAUGCCGUGACCUGGAAGCUCUCGGGCUCCAAGGCUGCACCAACAUAACCGAUUCAGGCCUUGCUGAUCUUGUGAAGGGAUGCAGAAAGAUUAAAGCUUUGGAUAUCAACAAAUGCAGCAACGUGGGAGACGCUGGAGUUUCCUCUGUGGCCAAAGCUUGUGGGUCUUCGCUCAAGACGCUCAAGUUGCUGGACUGUUACAAAGUUGGGGACGAGUCUGUAUCCUCCCUGGCUCAGUUCUGCAAGAAUCUGGAGACUCUGAUCAUCGGUGGAUGCAGAGACAUCUCUGAUGAGUCGAUCGUAUUGCUGGCGGAUUCUUGCAGAGACAGGCUCAAGAACCUAAGGAUGGACUGGUGCUUGAAUGUAACCGACUCUUCGCUUACCUGCGUCCUGAAGCAGUGCAAGAGCUUGGAGGCUCUUGAUAUCGGUUGCUGCGAAGAGGUGACUGACAAUGCUUUCCAGGGUUUGGGGAGCGAAGAUGUUUUGGGGUUGAAGGUUUUGAAGGUGAGCAACUGUCCGAAGAUCACAGUUGCGGGGAUAGGCAAGCUUUUGGAGAAAUGCAGCUCUCUGGAGUAUUUGGAUGUGAGGUCUCUUCCGCAUGUGACGGAAGUGAGAUGCAGUGAAGCUGGUCUCGAGUUCCCUGCGUGUUGUAAAGUUAACUUUUCGGGAAGUUUAACCGAGCCAGAUGUUCUGCUUUGAUGAUUGUUGCUGUUGGGAAGAUUGUCUGUGGUGUGCCCUAAACCCUCUGUGAUCUCACUCUUUUCUCUCUCUCUCUCUCUCUGUCACGUGUAUGAGUGGACUCAUGGCUUAUGGUUCAUCAGUGAGUCCUUCUCUGAAGCUUUUGUACAUUAUUGUGCAUUGUAUAAUUGGUUGUGACGGCUCCUUUGAUUAUUAUUCAGUAAGUGUGUGUGUAUUUUUCGUUGGAUCUGAUAUUUGAAGAAUCUGAUUCUCUAAUGUAAUACAAUGGAGCAAAGUGUGUUUGUUUGUCCUAAAGCUUUUGUUGUGAUCAAUGAAGCUUUUUUGAUUUGGAUCA